Molecule: messenger RNA, 1320 nt
Organism: Exophiala aquamarina CBS 119918
Lineage: Eukaryota; Fungi; Ascomycota; Eurotiomycetes; Chaetothyriales; Herpotrichiellaceae
Exons: 1
Coding region: 1-1320 (439 amino acids)
Source: RefSeq, a predicted model, not a curated record
AUGGCCGAGUCAAGCAAAGACAUAGACAGACGCGUCUCUAAACGGUCGAAGAUGCGACAGAGUUUAGACUCAGCAUUUGGCGAUCCACUACAAGACUUCCAAACACCAACAGCGGUCCGACAGAUCAGCAAGACCAUUGACAACGAAUCCGCAGAGAUCGAAGGCCGAAUUCGAAAAAUCUCCGAUUCAUCAGACGAGCCUAUUGGCGAUGAGCCAGAGAGGACAUCUCUUUAUAUUGAUCAACGACAAGAACUAGUCGAAGAUAUAGAAGCCCAUCUAAAAGAAGCUCGCAAGGUCGUCCGUGAAGCUCGCGAACUAUCAUCGAACUACCAACGAAAAGAGCUAAAGAGGGCCUUAAUGGAGCUUGAUGCAACUGAUAACAUUCUGCUGAAAGAGAGGGCUGCUCUGGCGGCUGACCGAAUCCGAGUACAGUACGGCGUGCUAGGUCAAUUGAGCCAUAUUAAAAUCGGCGAAGCUUAUACGAUGGCCAUCACCGGCAACCUCCCCGAGCCUGCUAAUGCAUCUUAUAAAAGGCAGCAUAAGAGAUCAGGCGCCGAUCAGACAUCAUUUCGAAACAGGCUUAUUAAAGCCUAUAAUCCCGAAGGCUUCAAGCUCUUACAGACGCCUCCCGAAAUUUUCUCAAGUAAGAUUUGGUGUCCUAUCUCCGGGAGAGAAUUUGAAACAUCAACGAUGAAGGCAGCUCACAUAGUUCCGUACGCAAUCGGCGAGGAGAACGCUACAUAUUUAUUCGGAUCCAAACCGGGCGAAGGGUACGGUCUCAUUUGGUCAGAACGGAAUGGCCUAAUGCUGCAUAAUACCCUCGAAAAGAUCUUGGAUGAUGGACGAAUGGUUAUUGUACCCGACCCAACAGACAACAACGAGUUUAUGAGCAUCAUUCUGUCUCAAGAUCUACUAAAUGACAGUAGACUAUGUCCAGCAGUCGAUGCGCCGUACAGCACAAUCCACAAGAGACGUCUUCAGUUUCAGACUGCUGCAAGGCCUGGGAAGCGUUACCUCUAUAUGCAUGCAUUAUUGUCGUUAUUUCGUCGACGCCGAUACGAUGUACUUGGAUGGGAGAACGACCGACAGCAAGUAUUUAAUGGUCAAAUUUGGGCCACACCCGGGAAAUGGGCGAGAAGGAGUAUGGUGGAAGCUCUAGCUUUGGAAAUUGGAGAUAGCUGGGAUAGCGUCGAGGUUGAAGGUGGUCUUGGAGACUUUCCUGGUAGAAAGUCUCCUGAACAGGAGAAGAGAAUGGCUACGGUGACGAGGUAUUUGUUGGAGACUCGAACUAGAGAUACAGAGUUUGAAGAUGAUGAAUAA